Molecule: messenger RNA, 1106 nt
Organism: Meloidogyne enterolobii
Lineage: Eukaryota; Metazoa; Nematoda; Chromadorea; Rhabditida; Meloidogynidae
Source: the annotation of a GenBank genome assembly
UCAGAGCACUUUGGACGUCCAUGGAAUCUUUUUAAAAAUUUAAAGGUUUGUUUUUUGCCCGUUUUUUACACAAGCAAGUUUUGUCCGCAAACAAUCCCUGAGUUAAUCCGUUGUAAAUCCUCUUUUCCAAAUUUGAUUAUGAAGUGUUUAGCAAUUGUCUGGUAAAGGGAAGGGGUUUUAAACAUUUUUAGAGCUUUCAGCAUGUAUCUUACUUGAAAGAUGACAGAAACUUGGAAAGAAACCAAAAUGGUAUUUCGCGGACGAUGAGCUUGCUAGGCUUCCAUCAAGAAUGUCAAUGGAUUCAGCUGCUAAACUUAAAUAUAGAAGAGAGGAUUCAUUCAGGAAAUGGCUGAACGUUGAACCACAAUAUUCUACAACACAGAGGACAACUGGCAAGCAUUCGCUUCAACAAAACGACAAUUGCAAUUUUGCGUGUGUUUGGCUUGUAGAUGAGCAGUUAUGAAGUUUGAAAGGUUAUUAAUUCUUUUUCGGGUCUUUUGAGUUUAAUGACUCGAAUUGGAUCCCUAAAUUCAAAAUUCACAUUUGUAUAUGGGGAAAAAAUUUGAAGGCCUUUCGUAAUGACAGUUGGUUAAGUUGGUAGCGGUUCUGGAUUUUAUUACAAUAGGGUGUAUGUUCAAUACUUCCUGAUUUGAGCCCAAUUGAUGACGACGAGCCUUUGGACAAUUUUUUUAUGUUGCUUUGGAUACAACACAUGCUCCUGAAACCCCAGCUUGAAAGGUUAUUUAAUGAGUUUAAAAAUUCUUUUAAAAAGAUUUUUUUAACAUGUUCAACUCGGAUGAACACACUCAUUGGUUGGGCAUUCCUGGCGCGAACAGUCGAGCAUUGGCAGCUUUUGGCUGUGGAUUUUCGAGAUGGGAAGGAAGGCGUGAUUGAGACAAUGACUUGAACAAUUCCCAACAACAGCAUCAAAAGAAAAGCAACAACAAGAUGGACUUCGAUGGAUUGCAAGCGAAGUGGUGCUUCUACAACAAUCCUUUUUUUUUGCUUUUUUUUCUUUUUUUUUUAAUUUGAUGGGUUUUUAUUUUUGUUUUAUAAAAUACCUUGGUUUUGUUUUUAUUUUGUUUUGUAGAAACCUAGACGGGACU